This is a messenger RNA of Pisolithus orientalis, 2787 nucleotides long. RefSeq lists its product as uncharacterized. NCBI's taxonomy places the organism in Eukaryota, Fungi, Basidiomycota, Agaricomycetes, Boletales, Pisolithaceae. Gene Ontology annotation, biological process: mRNA catabolic process. Gene Ontology annotation, cellular component: exosome (RNase complex); P-body. The record is from RefSeq and is a predicted model, not a curated record. Gene Ontology annotation, molecular function: 3'-5'-RNA exonuclease activity; RNA binding. The coding region runs from base 1 to 2787 and encodes 928 amino acids. The transcript has 2 exons.
AUGACACAAAGUUCCCAACAUGAAACUGACGAGGGAAUCGUGGAAUUGACGACCGUUGCAGACAGGCUUGUCCGCACGGCAGCACGGACGCAGUUUUACGCGAGCCACGGAUGGAAAUACACCAAAUCUCUUCGGGGAGAUGAUGGUCGUAUUGAAAACGCGCUGAAGGCGGCUGCGGCUAGCAAAAAUGCGCUAAAUCUUCGGGCGUUUCCUGACGGCGUAAGAGGAGAGGCUUUGGAUCUACUGGAGGAAGAGGAUGUGUCAGUACUUCACCAGAUCCCAGCUGGAACCUUCGUGGAGAUUCGGAGAGGGUCAUUGACGACCACUGGCAUUGUGAUCAGGAACGCUCUCAUCGAGGGUCGCAACUUUUCAGUGACGCUCACUAUCACCGGCCACGUCAUUGAGCACCCCGAAUCCGACGUUUUCUUUGAAAUCCCGAAAUUGGUGACAUAUUCACUAACACGGCGGGCUGGUGUUGGGGCCAUGCCCAGUAAUCGCACAGAAACUAGUGCCCGAGUGGAGAUAUUGAAGCAGCUCCGGGAUUUCGAACGUGAUGUUGCCAACGCCUACAGUGGCAUUCAGGCCACCAACCUCAAUCUAUACGACUUAGUAAGAUCGAAAGACCCGGAUGAAUGGUCGACGGUGACGGUGCCAGAGGCUGCCAAGCUUCUUCUGCCGCAACGGCGACAGACAGUGGCUUCCCUUUUCGCUAUGCACAGAUACCUCAUGAAGCAGUCGGAGGAAUUUGCGCCCCAAGUUUCGACUCACCGGCUUGCCCAAACCUUUGAUGUGCGACCGCUGUCGCACCUGGAAAAGCUGAGGGCCGUCAAACACAUGAUUCGCAGCGCUAGUCCUGCAAUUGGUGCGUUUGCUACAAAGGCACGGGGUAUCAUGGCUGUCAACCGGAAACGGAGGAUAGAGUCUUGGGACGAGCCUCCGAUGCGAACGCUUGCGAGCGACAUUAGCUACACAACAGAGGAUCGUUUAAUUAUUGACGUUCUACAGCACGCGUUGCGUCGUCACCGGGAUGUGGUAACGGAUCCGUAUGCUUUGAUCGUUGCUAGUGUUCUCAAGACACUGCAAGUCGAUGCGGAUGUGAUAGACACCGUGGUCUUGCGCGAGGUAUUAAUAGAUUUGGGCCACCUGGCACCUUGGGAGGACCUGGUUUCCCGGAGGAAAGAGUAUGAACUGGAUCAACUCCCCGCCGACGAGUCCCCCCGAGCCGCCGCUGAGAAUCUCAUCGUGAAACGCAACUUAACCGCACAUCACACUGCUGGAUCCUCUCAACCACUAGGCCCCGAAGAUUUUUACCCCCGAGACCCUGUGGAACAUCUGCGUCAUGACUUCGGGGACAUGCCCGUGUAUGUCGUGGAUGAUGUUGAUGCUGAAGAGCUAGAUGACGGACUCUCCAUUGAGGAGAUCCCGUCGGAGCCGGGUUCGGCUUGGAUACAUGUGCACGUCGCCGACCCCACUGCAGUCAUCCCACCAACGCACGUAUUUGCCCAGCAAGCGUACCAAAAGGGGAUGACGUGGUAUUUCACGCAUCGAACAUGGCCGAUGUUACCUACGUCCCUCACCAAUUCCAAGCUGAGCUUGGGUGCACAUUCCAAGUCGGGAGAGCCAGAGCCGGUGCUCACUUUCAGUUUCAAGAUCGACUCUGCAGACAACAUGGUUGAUUACCAAGUCCGACCCGGUUUUGUUCGGAAUCUUCAAAUAAUCGACUACGACAGCGUGGAUCGUCUCGCAGGAUUUCCCAAUCUCAAACCAGCCCAGCCAUUUGAUCUGGGAUGUCCACCAAACAUCACCACCGUUACGACAGAGCCAAUACAUGCUCAAAAUCUGCGUUUCCUCGCAGACACGAUUACGCGGCAUAGGCUACGCAACCUGAAGUUCAGCGACGCCUUUCUUGCGGUCAUCCCCUAUGCUAGAACCUCUACCGUUGAGAAGCCCCUUCAUGCCACUCCCCUUUGCUAUCCAAAACCCUUUCGCUUCACAGGGUUUCCGACCAUUAAAUAUCAGGUUCUGACGCAAAAAAUCCAAGAAGUCGGGUCUCGGAUGGUGGUCGCAGAGUGCAUGAAAGCGGCAUGUCGCGUGGCUUCUCGGUGGUUUUUGGACCGCGGCGUUCCGAUGCUCAGACGGAUUUCGAAGCCUCCUGUGUGCCUUAGUGAUCCAGAAGCAUUCUCCAAAAUUCUCGAAGCGCGGGAUUCGGACGGAUUCGUGGACUUUUACUUGGCCCAGAAAGCUAACCUUCAUAUACCUCCUGUGGAGCAUACUCUCGAUCCCGGCAUGCAUUGGAGUAUGGGCGUUCCGGAGGGGGAGGGCUAUAUCCGGGUCACAUCUCCACUACGGCGGUACAGUGACUUGGUCGCCCAUUGGCAAAUCAAGGAUGCUCUCCUACGUCCAGGUUCUAGUCCGUUAUUCUCGCGAGAAUGGCUGACUGGGUAUGGGCCUGAAAUCAAGGAGAAGGAGAGAGCAUUCAAGGAGGCAGAGCGUACUCACUAUGCGUAUUGGACCGCGUUGUACCUCAAACGAUAUACGGAGCACCCGCAUCCCGCUACGGAUCGCCCAAAUCCCUUGGAGCGGCUGACCGCGACCAUUCUCUCACACACGUAUGUGGAACGCCAAGGUGGCAGGGUUCGCACAAUGUGUCAUGUGCCUUCCCUGGGGAUAAAAGCAAUAGCCACACUGCCCCCUGGAACCAUGCCUGACAUCGGAGAUUCCCUGGACGUUCGCCUAGCCGACAUCCAAGUUGGGCUUAUGUCGAAAGUUCACGUACUUCCUAAGUAG